This is a messenger RNA of Agelaius phoeniceus (red-winged blackbird), 5038 nucleotides long. It is a transcript of the gene DGKZ, whose product is annotated as diacylglycerol kinase zeta. Gene Ontology annotation, molecular function: protein binding; ATP-dependent diacylglycerol kinase activity. Gene Ontology annotation, cellular component: glutamatergic synapse; plasma membrane. Lineage: Eukaryota; Metazoa; Chordata; Aves; Passeriformes; Icteridae. Gene Ontology annotation, biological process: phospholipase C-activating G protein-coupled receptor signaling pathway. The record is from RefSeq and is a predicted model, not a curated record.
GAGCAGUUCCUGCACUUGGCCAUCAGAAAGCAGGUCUCCUACAGGAAAGCUAUUGCCAAAUCCAGUCUCCAACACAUGGUAGCCCAGCCAAACCCAGCACUAGCCAUGAGGAGCGACUCGGAGAGGCAGAUACGCAGCACUGUGGAUUGGAGCGAGGCUGCGGUCUAUGGGGAGCACAUCUGGUUUGAGACCAAUGUCUCUGGGGACUUUUGCUACGUUGGGGAACAGAACUGCAUGGCAAAGCUUCUGCAAAAACCUCUCUCCAGGCGCAAGUGUGCAGCCUGCAAGAUUGUAGUGCAUACACCCUGCAUCGAACAGCUGGAGAAAAUAAAUUUCCGCUGCAAGCCUUCCUUCAGGGAGUCAGGAUCCCGGAACAUACGGGAGCCCAUUGUUGUCCGACAUCACUGGGUGCACCGGAGGCGGCAGGAAGGGAAAUGCCGGCAGUGUGGCAAGGGUUUUCAGCAGAAGUUUGCCUUCCACAGCAAAGAGAUUGUAGCCAUCAGCUGUUCCUGGUGCAAACAAGCGUAUCACAGCAAAGUAUCGUGUUUCAUGCUGCAACACAUUGAAGAGCCCUGCUCACUGGGGGCUCAUGCUGCUGUCGUCGUUCCUCCCACCUGGAUUCUGCGGGUCCGGCGGCCCCAGAAUCCACUGAAAUCUAGUAAGAAAAAGAAGAGGACGUCAUUCAAGCGGAAAUCCAGCAAAAAGGGGGCUGAGGAAGGGAGGUGGAAACCCUUUGUCAUCAAGCCCAUGCCAGCUCCUCUCAUGAAGCCCUUGCUGGUGUUCGUGAACCCCAAAAGUGGUGGGAAUCAGGGAGCCAAGAUCAUCCAAUCCUUCAUGUGGUAUCUCAACCCACGGCAGGUUUUUGACCUCAGCCAGGGUGGACCCAAGGAGGCGCUGGAGCUGUACCGCAAAGUCCACAACCUCCGGAUCCUGGCGUGCGGGGGAGAUGGCACGGUGGGCUGGAUACUCUCCAUUCUGGACCAGUUACGCAUCAACCCACCUCCUCCUGUGGCCAUCCUGCCUUUGGGGACAGGGAACGACUUGGCCAGAACACUGAACUGGGGUGGGGGUUACACAGAUGAGCCUCUGUCCAAGAUCCUAUCGCACGUUGAAGAUGGGAACAUAGUACAGCUCGAUCGCUGGAACCUCCAUGUGGAGCCAAACCCUGACACAAACCCUGAGGAAAAGGAUGAGGCAGCUGCUGACAAGCUCCCUUUGGAUGUCUUUAAUAACUACUUCAGCCUUGGCUUUGACGCACGGGUGACGCUGGAGUUCCACGAAUCUCGAGAGGCCAACCCAGAGAAGUUCAACAGCCGGUUUCGGAAUAAAAUGUUCUAUGCUGGGACGGCCUUCUCCGACUUCCUCACUGGGAGCUCCAAAGACUUGGCGAAGCAUGUCAGGCUGGUUUGUGAUGGGAUAGACCUGACCUCCAAGAUUCAGGACCUGAAGCCCCAGUGCCUGGUCUUCCUUAACAUCCCAAGGUACUGUGCAGGCACCAUGCCCUGGGGCAACCCUGGGGAGCACCAUGACUUCGAGCCCCAGCGCCAUGAUGAUGGCUGCAUUGAAGUUAUUGGCUUCACCAUGACAUCACUGGCUGCCUUGCAAGUCGGUGGCCAUGGGGAGCGGCUCUGUCAGUGCCGGCAGGUGGUUCUCACCACAUCCAAGGCCAUCCCCAUGCAGGUAGAUGGAGAGCCCUGCAAGCUGGCAGCUUCCUGCAUCCACAUCUCUCUGCGCAACCAAGCCAACAUGCUGCAGAAGACCAAGCGGCGCAACUCCAUGCCUCUGCUCAAUGACCAGCAGCCAGUGCCCGAGCGGCUGCGGAUCCGGGUGAGCCGCAUCAGCAUGCGCGACUAUGAGGCACUGAACUAUGACAAGGAAAAGCUCAAGGAAGCCUCUGUGCCACUGGGGAUCAUCGUGGUUCCAGGAGACAGUGACCUGGAGUUGUGCCGGACCCAGAUUGAGAAGCUACAGGAGGAUUUCCCUGCACAGCCCUCUGCUUUAGAGCGCCUGCUCUUCCAGGAGGGAGAUGGAGCCAAGCCGAAGACAGUGUCAUUCCAGAGGCUGUCACCCAAAUGGUGCUUCCUGGACUCAACCACGGCCGAUCGGUUCUACAGGAUAGACCGUGCACAGGAACACCUCAACUAUGUGACAGAGAUCUCUCAGGAUGAGCUCUAUGUCUUGGACCCAGAGCUAGUGGUCACUCAGACUGUGAGCACUUCUCCUGCCAUGCCUGACCUCGUGGACUCAUCUGCCACACCCCCUGGGCACCAUUUUGCAUUUCCUUCCUGUUCCUCCUCUCCAUCCUCCUCUCCUGCCCCCAGUGCUGAGCCUGAGCACUGCCUCCCACAUAACGAUGACCUUCUGAUAGAAGCUGCCAAGAGUGGUAACUUCAGCAAGUUCCAAGAGCUGCACCAAGCUGGAAGAGACCUGAUGGUGCGAGAUUCCUCGGGCCAGACUGUCCUCCACCAUGCUGUCAAAUCAGGAAGCAAGGACAUCGUCAAAUACAUCAUCGAGAAUGCUCCUUCAGAAAUCCUUGAUGCCACAGAGGAGGAGAAUGGUGAAACCAGCUUGCACCAGGCUGCAGCCUUACGCCAGCGCACUAUCUGCCACUACAUCGUGGAGGCUGGGGCCUCGCUCAUGAAGACAGACCUGCAGGGAGACACCCCGAAGCACCGUGCUGAGAAAGCCAAUGACCCCGACUUAGCUGCCUACCUCGAGAACCGACAGCACUACCAGAUGAUCCAGCGGGAGGACCAGGAGACAGCUGUGUAGUGCUUGGCGUGCCUUAGCCCGAGCCAGCUCAUUCAGGAUGAGAAGAGUACAAUGCCAACUGCAGAGCUGCAUCUGGCCCAACCGUCCCCAGAUGCUAGCCUGCUCCCUGGAGAUGGACGCAGAAGAGCUCUGCCCCAGGCGGGCUGGAACUCUGUUUAUGAGGACAAUGGAUAUUUCAGACUUGAAGCCUGAUUCUUUGUGUGUGCCCUUCACCUCUCAUUCACCACAUUCCCUGCCCUAGGUGGGCUCUAUCCUCCAGCCAUGUUAAAGCAGGCCAGGCUGAAGCCUGCAGUCACCCUUGUUCGUGGGAGUAAUUCCAGUGCCCCCUCCACAGGCUCCUACCUAUAAUCCUUAUGGGAUAUCAUUGCUCAGUCCUUCUCUCUGCUGGCAGUGCCCCUCUUUUAGGUGCUUGGCUAGGUUUGUGUCCUGUUCCUCCUCUCCUGUCUGGCACAGCUGUGGGAGGCACAGGCUGCAUGGACAGACUGCGGAGGCUGUGAGCCACAGACUGCCCCAAAGAAAGCACCACAACUUACUGGCCCUGCUUUCUCCUCCCUCCUGGGGCUGCACCAGGUCUCUGUGUUGCCCUACCCAGAGCCUUCUGCAGCAGGAGGGAAGUCACUUGUGCAUCCAGCCUUUCCUCAGAGCAUCUGCGUCUCGUGCAGCUGGAAGUAGAGCAGCAGGUGCUCUCCUGAUGGGCCUUGUGUGCUCAGUCAGCAGUCUGACUCAGGGCUGGGAUGGCAUGGAGGAAGGCUACCAAACCCUCCCACCGUGCUUCUCUCCAUGGGGCUGGGUGGAACAGUUUGCACACCCACUCUGCUGAGCAUCUCUUUGUGAGCCCGCUGCAGGAUGGUGGAGAGCUGCACUCAACUGGUGCAGUAGCAGCAGUGAUGUCUGUUAUAUUUCCCAAAUGCUGAGUUAGAUUCAGCUGCCCUCCUUGCUUCAGUUUCCCCCUCAAUGCUAGACUUUGCACGGGGCUGGACGGGCAGUGCUGGGGUCAGUGCUGCUCUCAGGGAUCUCCUCCUGUCCCCCAACCUGGCAACAUGCAUCCUCUUAGGCUGACUCCUGCUAUUCCCCAGACUGGGCACAGGGCUUUGCAGGGAGCUCACCAACCCACGUGGGCAAACCAUGAACUCACCCUCUCCAGUUUUAGUAGAAAGAAGGAUUUGGAUUCCCAGGAACCAUCAGGGCUCCUAGCCCUGAGUCAUGCCUACCGUGGGAUGGAGUUUCACAAAUCGCCUGUCAUGGGGCAUGAGGCACCACAAUGCAUCUCCCCUGUUGAUGCUGUAAGCACUUGAUGCCAAGACAUCAAGCCAGGCCUUAAGCAAGGCUUUUGCAGAACUGAGUCUCUGAGACCAGGAGGUGCCCACAGAGGAGAAAAGCUGAUGGCUCUGAGCCUAGCAGACCUGCUUGGCACUUUUGGGUGGGCAGUGGUUGUGAAGGGGGUUGCUGUUCACAUCUUUGCUCUAGGAGAGGAUUCUGCUGCUGCCGUGCGUGGUCUGUGCAGUCCCUCGGCACUGACAUGCAGCUGUGCCCACUGGGUCAUGCUGGAUGGCACUGUUUGAAUCCCUCCUACUACCAAGAAAAGGGUAUAAGGAUACUGUAGGGAACCAGAACACCCUUCAGACUUUUUGCCCAGGGGCAGGGUUUCCUUGAAGGAUGGGGAUGCUGUACUGGGGAGCAGAGGCACAGGGCAGUGCAGGGUGCCCAGGGGCCAGUGUCGGUAUUGGCAAAUAAUAAUGAAGUGUACUAAUGCAUUGACAGCUGGGACACUCCAGAAGUGCCUGGAGUUCUCAUCAGCACUGCUGGCAGGCCACUAAUAGACAAGGCACUGUCACUUCUCAGAGGUCCACACCACUGCUGCCCUAGACAGGAUACCCAACUUGGCCCAGAGGCAUUUAAGCCUCAGCUUUUCCCUUUCUCCCUUAUAGUUUUUCGUACAGGUAGUUGAGAGACACACUGUCCCCCUCCCUGCCUAGCCCCUCCGUGCACCUGUGAGCUGAGUUGCUGUGCAAUUCCAAGCCUGCUUAUAUUUUGGUGAAGAAGGAGGAGGUGUUGGUUACCCUGCUCCCUGAGGGCAGGGGUUCUGUGCAAUACCUGGGUCUGUGUUUCUUAGACACUGUUGUAGGAUUGUAUUUUUGUAAUUAUGUGAGGAUGCUGGCUCCAGCUGGGCCAGGGCCUGGCAUGAGCCUGUAUUCCCAUUGCUUUUCAACUUUGACUGUUUGAUGUUGUUGUUUCUUGCCAUUGUAAUAAAGAGAUUGAUGUUUUA